GGACAGCUUAAAAUUCUCUACCCCUCUCCCACCUAAAAAAAAAAUGCACAGCAGAAGUUGGCAAAGCUCUUGUUCCUAAAGCAACAGCUGCUCACAUCCUUAUGCCUAAUUAUCACAGAGCUGGUAAAUAAAAACUUCCCUGUGGCUGCAAUUGCAAAUGGAUUUGCAUUUGCCUGGUAGUCUUAGCUGACAUGGGGCAGGACCAGGGAAGAGAAGAGGAGCAAAAGAAAAAACUCUUCCCAUUUGGAUUUUUCUUCUUCUUCUGAGCAUAGCUGUAGGCUGGGAUUAAUCAAACACAGUUAACACAAAAUCUGAGAGGGAGGGAAAAGGGAGAAGGAGAACAUUUGUAUGCAAUUGAGAAGGAACAGCUUUGGAACAGUCACGACUUGGAGACUAUUUGAAAGAUAAAUUUCAAGCAGAAUGUGUUGAUUCAACUUUAGGAGCAACAAGGCUGCUGUAAGUUUAGAGAAACCUUUAGAGACAGCUGGCUCAAGGAUGUUUGGUGCUUCCACUCCUGGAAUUUAAAGGUGUUCUCUUCUGAAGAAGCAGCUGUCUUUUUGAGAAUGCCUGUGCUGAAUAGGUUUUUCAGUGUAUCGGACAAGGGUAGGCAGUGGGGCACUGAAGAAGAUCAGAUGCCCUUGUCCACAGACAACCUACCCAUCUGUCAACAGGGAAUUCUACCUUGGGAGUUGCCUGAGAAGUUCAGAAUCAUAAAGCUGAUCUGGAAAUCCAAAAAUGAGCUCACAAAGACAAAGAGGAGAGAAGUUCUGGAAAGCGAUGGGAGUCCUAAUGUUUUAUCAGGAGAUGCACGACUGAGAGGUCAGAUUGGGGUUCUUUCUGAGCGACGUGGUUCCUAUCCAUUCAUAGAUUUCCGUCUUCUUAACAAUACCAUUUACUCGGGAGAAAUUGGAACAAAGAAAAAGGUUAAGAGACUAUUAAGCUUUCAGAGAUACUUCCAUGCAUCCAGGCUAUUGCGUGGAAUCAUACCACAAGCUUCACUGUACUUACUGGAUGAAGACUACCUUGGUCAAGCAAGGCAUAUGUUAUCCAAGGUGGGAAUGUGGGAUUUUGACAUUUUCCUGUUCGACCGCUUGACAAAUGGAAACAGCCUGGUAACCUUGUUGUGCCACCUCUUUAAUGUACAUGGGCUUAUUCAUCAUUUCCAGUUAGACAUGGUUACAUUAUACAGAUUCUUAGGAAUGGUGCAAGAAGAUUAUCACAGCCAAAACGCAUAUCACAAUGCUGUCCAUGCUGCUGAUGUCACACAAGCUAUGCACUGCUACUUAAAAGAGCCCAAGCUUGCUAAUUUCCUCACCCCUCUGGAUGUUAUGCUUGGAUUACUGGCUGCUGCAGCACAUGAUGUAGAUCAUCCAGGAGUCAACCAGCCAUUUUUGAUAAAAACCAAACACCAUCUUGCCAGUUUAUAUCAGAAUGUCUCUGUAUUAGAAAACCAUCACUGGAGAUCUACAAUAGGCAUGCUUCGAGAAUCAAGGCUACUUGCACAUCUGCCAAAAGAAGAGAGUCAUGAUAUUGAACAACAACUUGGUUCCCUGAUCUUGGCAACAGAUAUCAACAGGCAGAACGAAUUUUUGACCCAGCUGAAAGCUCACCUAAAAAAUCAGGAUUUGAAAUUAGAGGAUGCUUCAGACAGGCAUUUUAUGCUCCAGAUUGCACUUAAGUGCGCAGACAUUUGCAAUCCUUGCCGGCUCUGGGAGUUGAGCAAACAGUGGAGUGAGCGAGUUUGUGAGGAAUUCUACAGGCAAGGUGAUCUGGAGCAGAAAUUUGACUUGGAAAUAAGUCCUCUUUGUAAUCAGAAGAAAGACACAAUACCUAGUAUACAAAUUGGCUUCAUGACAUACAUUGUGGAGCCACUCUUUGACGAAUGGGCCAACUUUACUGGGAACACUCGUUUAUCUGCAAACAUGCUGAACCAUCUGAGAAGGAACAAGACCAAGUGGAAGAGUUUGCUUCAUAAGCAACACAGCAUCACCGUUGACCACUCAGUUCAAAUUACUGAAAAUGAAGAGCAGACUUUUAAUGAAGGAGAAACCCCAUAGAGGUGGUGCAGCAACAAAAUCCUACAGGUCUGUUGGCCCAUCAUCAACAAGACAGGAAAUGAAGAAAGCAGGAGGAAAGCUGAAACUGCAGUGAUCUCCUAAUGGAAAACUUACAUUAUUUGUAGGUUUGAUUUUGAAGUGCCACCAAAUCUCCCUUCUUCAUCUUACUAUCUGAAGCCAUUUGUCACCAGUGAUCAUAAGCUGCUUGAGUAAGAUACUGAAGCUGGACUGAUAAGCAGAAACCAACUAAAAGGAAUAGUGGAGGACACAGGAAAGACCAGCGCAUUUUGAGUUAGCUGUUCCAUUGACUUUGGGUUAUACUGAGACAGGUGUUGAACAAUGUACAGUCAAUUGGCAGCUGGGCUGCACAUUAAAACCCACCACCAGCAUCAUCAGAACUCAGAGGACAUUUGGCCACGCAAGAAAGAAGUUUUAACUGACUAAAGCCUUUUAUAAUUUUUGUAUUUGAUGCACUGGAAAGGCAUUUAAAGAACCUUGAAGUAAGGUUA
Messenger RNA from Candoia aspera, 2566 nucleotides. It is a transcript of the gene PDE7B, whose product is annotated as phosphodiesterase 7B. The record is from RefSeq and is a predicted model, not a curated record. NCBI's taxonomy places the organism in Eukaryota, Metazoa, Chordata, Lepidosauria, Squamata, Candoiidae. The transcript has 12 exons. Gene Ontology annotation, molecular function: 3',5'-cyclic-AMP phosphodiesterase activity. Bases 564 to 2057 code for a protein of 497 amino acids.